CUCGCGCCGAACUACUGAAGUAUAGAACUCAUUCUUUGCGACGUGAGAAGCAGCUGUAGCAGCAGUGAGGUGCAGCGAUCCGUCACCGUCGCAGGGCAUUGACGUCGUCGCUGUCCUCUCCGCUCCGCCUCGGCCAGGAUCCGCCCCCGACCAGGGCAGCGCCUUGUUUCACGAAGCACCUCCAGGCGUCAGCUCCCUACACCCACUGCCGCUUGUUGACCACCGUCUUAUCCGCGAGCGAGCGCCGUGCGUGCAAGAUGCCCUUUGUCGACGUUGUCCGCGCGCUCUACGACUACGCUGCGCAGAGUGCCGAAGAGCUCGAAAUCAAGGAUGGCGAUCUACUCUUGGUGCUCGACAAGAGCGAGGAUGAUGACUGGUGGAAGUGCAAGAAGAAGGCCUCAUCCGACGAAGACGACGAACCGGAAGGCCUGGUGCCGAACAACUACGUUGAGGAGGUGCGGCCUAUCGCUCAGGCCAAAGCACUCUACGACUAUGCACAACAGACGGACGAGGAGCUAAGCUUCAAGGAGGAUACGCGCCUCAAUAUAUACGAUGAGACAGACCCGGACUGGACGCUGGUGGGCCACAAUGGCAAUUACGGCUUUGCUCCCGCCAUCUAUAUUGAACGUCUGGAUGCUGCCUCGACUUCAGCUCCUGCUCCAGCUCCACCGUCCCCAGCAGCUGCGCCGCAACCACGAGCCCUGGCGCCACCUCCGAUGCCAACGCGUCCUGUUGCUGACGAUGGACCCAUUCCCGGUGAGGCCGAUUACGUCCCACCGUCCUCGGAGCCCUCGGCCAGCAAUCCAGCUGCAGCGCUCGCGGGAAUUAUAGCACAAAGGACAGGAGGCAACCCGACUUCUCCGCCCGCAGAUCGUUCACUCGCCUCUCCGCCGCUGCCUCAGCGAUCGCAACUGACUCCCGAUGAAAGCGACGAAGAAGCUGCGCCCUCACUGCCCCGUCGACCACCCUCACAGACUAUUGCACCAGCGUCUCCUUCGUCCCCUGUUCCGCUCCAGACACAAUAUGCAACGCGUCUCUCGCCCGAGCCUUCCGGGGCACAGCCAUCACCGUCAUACAACAGAGCCGGUUCUGCAUCACAUGAUGAUUAUGGGGACGAAGCGUUGUCGCCACGAGGUUUCCACUUGUACAAUAUUCAUGAAAUGGUGUCACACAUGGGCAAAAAUAAGAAGAUGCCUACCACACUCGGCAUCAACCCUGCCAAGGGCAUCAUCAUGAUAAGUCCCGAAAAGAGCAGAGAUGGACCAAGCAAGGAGUGGACAGCAGAAAAGCUUACGCAUUACAGCAUCGAGGGCAAACAUGUGUUUGUAGAACUCGUGAGGCCGAGCAGGAGCAUUGAUUUUCACGCGGGAGCCAAGGAUACUGCACAGGAGAUAGUUGCUGCGCUCGGGGAAAUGGCUGGCGCGGUACGACAAGAGGGUCUGCGGGAAGUUCUAGCAGCCAGUGCUGGGACAGGACUAUCGGGCCUCAAAAAAGGACAAAUGCUCUAUGAAUUCAUGGCCCAGGGAGACGAUGAGGUGACCGUAGCCGCUGGAGAUGAGGUCGUGAUUCUGGACGAUGUCAAAAGUGAGGAGUGGUGGAUGGUCCGACGAAUGAAGAACGGCAAGCAAGGUGUCGUGCCGUCCUCGUACGUGGAAGUGACAGGAAUCAUCUCGCAAGGACCAGAGGCAAUCACCGGUCUAGACGCAGCACGAAGUACUGUGGAACAGAAUCGAUUGGAAGAGGAACGACUCACAAAGGAAGCAGCACGGAAGAGCAAGAAACGCGAGAGUGAGGUCAUUCCGCCCGAGAGGAAUAGCAGUCUAGCAGGCGACACACGACGUACAUCAAUGCGUGGAGCCGACAAACGAGGUUCAAAAGAUCAGCCGAAGGCGAAGCCAAACCAGAGUCGAGUCCGGACAUGGACAGAUCGCAGCGGCACGUUCAAAGUUGAGGCAGAGUUCAUUGGCUUGCGCGAAGGGAAGAUCCACCUGCACAAGCUGAAUGGCGUUAAAAUUGCUGUUCCGGUUGCGAAGAUGGCUGUCGAGGACCUGGAGUAUGUUGAGCGUGCCACAGGGGCAAGCCUGGACGAGGAUAAACCGCUUUCUGACAUCAAACGCCGGAGCACGCAGAGGCAAGCUAAUGGCUCUCGAUCUGCGGCAGGGGCCAGUGUGCAGAAGAAAUCAGACUAUGAUUGGUUUGACUUCUUUCUGCAAUGCGGCGUCGACCCGCACAUCUGUGAGCGUUACGCGGGCUCCUUCUCCCGGGACAACAUGGGCCCAGAGAUUCUUCCUGAGGUCAAUCAACAAUUACUGCGGACGUUAGGACUCAAAGAAGGCGACAUCCUUAGGGUGAUGAAGUUCUUGGACAACAAAUACUACAGACAUGCUGAUGGAGGACCCUCUGCAACGCAAGAGGAUGGUGCUGCCGGAGGAUUGUUUGCCGGUCCCGGUGGAGUCCUCAAGAACAACACGCGCAAGGGAAGACCUGCGCCAGCAGUCCAGACCAAUGAUGUGGUCGACGAAAGCGCGUUCAAGGCAAAGGUCGACAGUCCAGGUGUGAAGACUCCGUUGGCAGAUGCAAAAUCGACAUCUGCUACUGGUGGCCAAUCCACAAAUGGCUUUGAUGAUGACGCGUGGGAUGUGAAGCCUCCGCGGGCACAGACACCAACUAAAGCUGCUCCUGCUGCCAAACCUGCUGCGUCUACGCCAGAGCCACCCAAGCCUCUAAUAAACGACGACAUUGCUUCCUUAUCUAUAUCUGCGCCACCAUUGCAGCCAACACCGGCCUCUCAGCCCUCGCCUACACCGCCAGCUCAACAGCCUACCCAGACAGCACCGUCUGCAGCGCCAGUCGCGAAUCAAGCCAUUUUCGACAAAAUUGCUGCUUUGGCACCCGCGAACCGCCAAUUGCAGUCACAGCCGACAGGGUAUCAACAGCCACUGCAGACAGGAUAUCAGCCGCAGCAGCAAUUGCAACCGCAGCAGACAGCAUUACCACGACAACGUCCUGCAGCUCCUCAGCAGCAAACCGGCCCGGGCACGAUUGGAUUGCCGCCACCUCCUCGCGCGGCCUCAGCGCCUGGAUUCCCGCCUCAAAUUCAAUCCUCGUUCGGUCCACCGCCGCUACAGGCGCAGCUGACUGGUUAUCAGCCUCAACAAAUGAUGCCACAAAUGUCCCCGCCUGGUCCAGGCAUGCAACAACAAUUUCAGCAGAUGCAGCCGCAGCACACCUCUUUCCAACCGCAAGCGUACAAUCCGAACUACCAGCAGCAGGGCGGUAUUCAGUCCCUACAGCAGAACUAUCCAGCAAUGCAACCACAGCCUACAGGAUUUCAACCACAAAACCAAUAUGGCCAGCAACAAGCUCAGCAGUACGGGAUGGGUCAACCCAACUACCAGCAACAACUUGUCAACGGAACUCAGACUGGGUCACCUUUUGCCGAUCCACCACGACAGCCCUUUCAACCCGUUCCAUCAGGUCUAUCUAACUCUUUUACCGCACAGCAGACUGGAUUCCAGCCUGCAUUCAAUCUGUCCCAGCCCACUGGUAUGAACGGCUUUGGUGCUCAGCCAACGCAGCCUGCGCCGCAAUUGCCUCCUCAACAAACAGGGGGCGUCUUUGGACCAUCGCAGCCACUUUCAGUGCCGGCAGCUCCCCUUGUACCCCAGAAGACUGGCCCGCCACCUCCAGUACGCUUCGGUGUGCAGCCUGGUACGAAACCUUUAAUGCCGCAGCCCACCGGCAGAGCCAAUCUGGCGAAAGCGACUCCGCAAAAUCCAUUCGGGUUCUGAGCAUCCAUCUGAAGUGUAAAUUUUUGUAAGAUGUGAAAGAGCAUCAGGAUGCCUCCCUGUAUAUAGUGUAAUAGGUUCGCUACAAUAAAUGCAAAUCACGACGG
Messenger RNA from Cercospora beticola, 3895 nucleotides. It is a transcript of the gene SLA1, whose product is annotated as cytoskeletal protein-binding protein SLA1. The record is from RefSeq and is a predicted model, not a curated record. Gene Ontology annotation, molecular function: protein-macromolecule adaptor activity; identical protein binding; cytoskeletal protein binding. Lineage: Eukaryota; Fungi; Ascomycota; Dothideomycetes; Mycosphaerellales; Mycosphaerellaceae.